Messenger RNA from Mus pahari (shrew mouse), 4768 nucleotides. It is a transcript of the gene Necab1, whose product is annotated as N-terminal EF-hand calcium binding protein 1. The record is from RefSeq and is a predicted model, not a curated record. The transcript has 13 exons. Gene Ontology annotation, biological process: regulation of amyloid precursor protein biosynthetic process. NCBI's taxonomy places the organism in Eukaryota, Metazoa, Chordata, Mammalia, Rodentia, Muridae. Gene Ontology annotation, cellular component: cytoplasm. Bases 105 to 1163 code for a protein of 352 amino acids. Gene Ontology annotation, molecular function: calcium ion binding.
CCCGAACCCGGUGGCGCGGCGCGGGGAGGCAGCAGCUGAGACAGCACCAGGUCAGAGCCUCUGCAUCGCGCCCAGUCUGCCCUCCGGCGCCAGGACUGCUGAGGAUGGAGGAUUCCCGGGAGACCUCGCCAUCCUCCACCAACUCCUCGGAAGAGCUCAGCUCUGCCCUGCAGCUGUCCAAGGGCAUGUCCAUCUUCCUCGACAUUCUGAGGAGAGCAGACAAAAAUGACGAUGGGAAAUUGUCCUUUGAGGAAUUUAAAGCAUAUUUUGCAGAUGGAGUUCUCAGUGGAGAAGAACUACAUGAGCUCUUCCACACCAUUGACACACACAAUACCAACAAUCUCGACACAGAAGAACUAUGCGAAUAUUUUUCUCAGCACUUGGGUGAAUAUGAGAAUGUACUGGCUGCACUUGAAGACCUGAAUCUCUCCAUCCUGAAGGCAAUGGGCAAGACAAAGAAAGACUACCAAGAAGCUUCCAAUUUGGAACAAUUUGUCACUCGAUUUUUGUUGAAGGAGACCUUGAAUCAGUUGCAGUCUCUCCAGAACUCUCUGGAAUGUGCCAUGGAAACCACUGAAGAGCAAACCCGUCAAGAAAGGCAAGGACCAUCCAAGCCUGAAGUCCUGUCCAUUCAAUGGCCUGGAAAGCGAUCCAGUCGCCGAGUCCAGAGACACAACAGUUUCUCCCCCAACAGCCCGCAGUUCAAUGUCAGCAGUCCAGCAUUGUUAGAAGAAGACAACCAGUGGAUGACCCAGAUAAACAGACUCCAGAAAUUAAUUGAUAGACUGGAAAAGAAGGAUCUGAAACUUGAACCUCUGGAAGAAGAAAUUAUUGAAGAGAACACUAAACCUCACAUCAUGCUUGUGCAGCGCCAGAUGUCUGUGACAGAAGAAGAUCUGGAAGAAUUCCAGCUUGCUCUGAAGCACUAUGUGGAGAGUGCUUCAGCUCAAAGUGGAUGCCUGCGUAUCUCUAUACAGAAGCUUUCAAAUGAAUCUCGCUACAUGAUUUAUGAAUUCUGGGAAAAUAGCAGUGUGUGGAACCGCCACCUCCAGACGAAUUACAGCAAGACGUUCCAAAGAAGCAACGUGGAUUUCUUGGAAACUCCAGAGCUCACAUCUACUAUGCUAGUCCCUGCUUCAUGGUGGAUCCUGAACAACAAUUAGAUGUCCCUACACAAUGUCUUUAUUGUUCCAAGUGUAUGUGUUCUUAUCUGAAAUGUCAACUGCAAAGUUCUCUGUGGUUGUCAACCAGCUGCACACUUUUGUUCACUGUGUUGUUAGCACACUCUUCUAAAGUGUCUUCUGUAACUAUUUUCAGUUGUUACUCUUGAUAUUUGAUGGGAAUUGAUCUGCUACAUUGUAAUCAAUCAUUAUAGCAAAACCCAAAUAUAUGAAAAUGGUAUAUAAAUAAAGUAAAAAAGUGUGAUAAUUGUGGUAAAAAUGCUAAGUGAGAACUUCUAAAGCAUAGGCCAGGGUUUGUAAACUGGCAUAUGCUCUAUAGCAGUGGUUCUCAACUUUCUGAUUGCUGCGGCCCUUUAAUACUUUUCUCAUAUUGUGAUGACCCUAACCAUAAAAUUAUUUCAUUGCUACUUCAUAACUGUGAUUUUGCUAGUUAUGAAUCAUAAUGUAAAUAUCUGAUAUGCAGAAUAUCUGAUAUGCAAAGAAGUCACAACCCUCACAUUGAAACCCACUGCUCUAAAUGAGUAAAUCUGUGCUUUGUGACCUUUUUCAGUGACACAUUUUUCUGUGAGAGAAACAUUCUUUUUCCAUAUGGUCCUCCAACUAUUCGCUAUUAACAUAAAUGCAUAAAACAGCCUAGGUUAUAGCCUGUAGAAGCUCUGUCUAUGUCUCAUGUUGUAAACUGGUAUUUUAUAAGUAUUAUAAUUCUCAUAUAUAAGCUAGGCAGUACUGAGCAAAGAGGAGAGCUUUACUUUGGGGAAAUAAAAGUUUAUGGCAGAAUGCUUUGGUAUGUGACCCAUAUAAAUAACUAUUCUUAUAAAAAAUGAGCACUUGAAUUUAAGUGAAGGUUUUUAGAUUCAGUACUUUAAAUAGAAGUAGAACUUCAACUCAAAUGAAUAAAGAAAUUAAAACAAGCACAAAAGUUUACAACUGAAUUCACCUAUUUUGUAAACUUUCCGAAGGCAACUACGAUAAACUAUCCACCUUAUCUACUCCUCCCUAGAGGCUCUGCUUAUAGACGCUGCUACAGAACUACACAUACAACUACUCUCAUGUUAUGCUCUCAUACAAAUGCCUAUAAAACUCUUAAUGGAAAAUAUAUGUACAAUAUUAUGGUUUUUUAACAGGUAGAAUACCUAGGGAAAUAGAGAGCUUGAAUGAAAAUUUCAUUUCGUAACUAUGAGAUGAGAAUACCAUCUCAGUACUGUAUGGAAUAGUUUUGUAUAUUCAGUCCUCAUAAAUCGAUAUAAAAUCUCAUAGCUGUUAGACACUAGCAACUUCCACGCGCACACAUGCACUGUAGUAGGAUCUUAAGGGGACAAGCAGUAUGAAGACGUGCUUGUCUCAGCUCUUCUGUUACAGGUGUGCAGGACAAGACGUCGCUGGAGUUAUCUGAUGGCUACUGAGACCUCCUGUCCACUGUGGGAAAGGGAAGGGGACAGCAAAGUUCUCCUAAUGCAGAAGGGACCUACUGCUGUCUCUGGGAUAAGCUCUGAGACAAAAUGCAGGGGACUGUAAUUACAUAUGCUUCUGGAAAAUCCUGGGAUAAAUGUUUUCACAAUACAGAUUACAACCCAUCGCAAUGCUGUCUUUCUUAACUGGUUCACUUCAUAUCGAACCCCAAAAUUCUAUCAAGUGUUUUGUACACUAGGUAGUUUUUCAAAGUAGGAGUUAGUCUACUGAAAAGUAGAGUCGUCUAACUGAAAAGGGGCUCUGACCAGAAACAGAGUUUGGAGAAAGGCCCUCUGGUUACAAAUUUGAAUGAGGUUUGUAAAUAUAUUAAACUAGAAUCAAAAGGACCUGAGAAAAAAAAGCAAAUAAACUUGUUAAACUCUGCUAAUUCUGAUCUCAGACAUUAUGCAAAUAGGUAUGUUUUAAGUGUGUGUGUGAUUAGGUAUGAAAAUUCAUACAAUACUGGAUCCUAUGACCAAAAGGAAAAUAGUAGGGACAACACACACACACACACACACACACACACAAUCACACAACAAUAGCGCUAUAGAAUAUCUCAUUUUCAAACAAACAAUAAAUUUAUGAUUAACGAAGGGGUAUUUUUCCCUAUUAAAAAAUGAUCCUUUCUCUGAGGAUCCAAGUAAUGAACAAGAAUCUACUGAAAGGCCAAGCUGGGACAUCUACUAUGGACUAAAUGUUAAAAUCUGGACAAGCACCCCCAAAACAGCAGACAAGAGGCACUGGUUUUAGAACUUCACAUUCAUGAAGAGAUGAUAUUGCUGAGGAACAGUGGCCUUGAAUGACUUUCCCAUGAUCCCAGGACACAGGAGUAGAAGUAGUGAACUUAUAUUUACUUACCUUUCUGUCUGCAGUGUUUCUGACACAUUAUAUGAAGUUUAUUGCAUUAAAUCCCUAGGAAUUAAAAGCUUAAGCCUCCAGAUUCUCUAUGAGGAAUGACAGAAUCAAAACUUAAUUUGCCUCAAUUAUUUGCAGCCUGAAUUUUUCCUCUUUUGGAGUCAAUUUCAAUUUUAUUUCCCCACCGUGUGACUCUUGAUCUUAUAAUCUGAUGAAGAACAUUAAGCAUCAUCUUCCUUCAAAAGUACCUUUCAAUUAAGUACCUUUCAGUUAAGUACCUUUUCAAUUAAGUACCUUUUCAAACCGUUCACCACUGCUAGGAGGUGUGACCCUAAGGCCAUAUUGUUAUUAAGAACCCAGUGAAUCAAUCACGUUUCUGAAAGUCUCCCCUACCCCUGCCAUUGACAACUAUGCUUUGCCAUGUGCUGAUGUACAAUCAGUGGAGAAAAGACCAAGUGACUGAUGUUAAGGGCAACAAAAAUUCUGUACCAUAUAUACAUCAUAGCAAAUAUUUUAUAUUUGAGAAUCUUUACAGCUUACAUUUCCAUUCCAUUAUUACAAGUGGUGAAAAACAAGAAUUGCAAGUAGCAUGCAAAUAUAAUACAGUCUUCCCACUUCGCCAACAACAUCCCCACUUUCGAGUGUUACUUCCCAAUUUUUGCAGGAACUGCCUGCAAAGUUGAAACUGAUUAGAAAAAUUCUUUAUACUUUAAAAUAUCUCUUUCUCCUUUUAUGAGAAGCCAAAUAGCCAACCAUCAAAAGUAAAAAUAAAUUGAAUCGUCACAGUCCAUUAGUUAUUGUUACUAGAUCCACUUCAUUUGCAGGUGUCCAAAAUAUAAAAUGAAUAAUUCUUUAUCUUCAAAUUCAUCUGUUCUUAAAAUGCUACUUAAAACUUUGGUUGUUUUCCUGUAAUAUAGAAGAAAGACAAUUUAUCAAUUAGACUACAGUUUUUACAACUUAGCUUAUUCAACCAAAUGCUAUUAAUCUACUUCUAUCUAAAUGCAUGUUACUAUAGAAACUAUUAAAGUUACUGGAACUAUCAAAUACAUUGGUGUUUCAGUAAACCUGUGUAGUCCAUUCUUAAAAAUAGUAAAUUGUAUUCCAAGUCUGGUGUUCUGUUCCUGUGGUGCCUAGUUUUAUAAAUGUUGUUAAUGUAUAAAGCAAAAGUAAGCAAUUCUAAUGUAUGUUUACUCAAAAGAAGUUUGUCAAGCUUUUAUUAGCAAAAUAAAGUGUUAAUGAAUUAUUUAAGCCUGAAAUAAAAAGUGAUUGUGUUUUAUGUAUAA